This is a messenger RNA of Chrysoperla carnea, 2010 nucleotides long. RefSeq names its product calnexin-like. Gene Ontology annotation, cellular component: endoplasmic reticulum; endoplasmic reticulum membrane. The coding region runs from base 137 to 1864 and encodes 575 amino acids. The transcript has 8 exons. Gene Ontology annotation, biological process: protein folding. Lineage: Eukaryota; Metazoa; Arthropoda; Insecta; Neuroptera; Chrysopidae. Gene Ontology annotation, molecular function: calcium ion binding. The record is from RefSeq and is a predicted model, not a curated record.
UCAAUCAUUUUUAAAGAUCAGUGAUGUGUUAUUAGUAAAAAGAGUGUUUCAUAGGUAUUAAUAAAUUAAUUCCAAUCUCAUUAAUUUCUAUAUAUGAGAAGCCGGUGUAUUAUACAAUAAUUUUUUUUAUGUAUUUAUGCUAUUGGUGAAGAUGAAGUGGAACAUUUUAUUUCUGUUUACACUUGUUUUGGGAGCAUACACAGUCUUAGCCAAUGACGAUGAUGUAGAUGACGAAGCUGUAGUUGAGGAUGAAUACGUGGAAGAAGCCGAUGAUGAUGACAUUAAAUAUGUGAGCCCAGAUGUUAAAAAUGGACAAUAUCAUUUUGCUGAACAUUUUGAUGAUAUUAAAGAAUUUGAAAAAAGAUGGCAACGCUCGGAAGCCACAAAAGAUGGCAUCGACGCGGAUAUAGCAAAAUAUGAUGGUAUAUGGAGUGUUGAAACUCCACAACGCGAAAAAUUAAAAGGCGAUUUAGGUUUAGUACUUAAAUCUAAAGCAAAACAUGCAGCUAUAUCCGCACAACUAACAAAACCAUUUGAGUUCGUUGACAAACCGCUUGUGGUACAAUAUGAGGUUACGUUACAGGAUGGACAAGAAUGUGGGGGUGCAUAUUUGAAAUUAUUAUCAUAUGGACGUGGUUCAGAAAAUUUAAGACAAUUUACUGAUAAAACACCAUACACAAUUAUGUUUGGGCCAGAUAAGUGUGGUAACGAUCAAAAAUUACAUUUUAUCUUCCGUCAUCAAAAUCCAAAGAAUUUCUCAUUUUCGGAGAAACAUUGUAAAAAAUCAAAAGAUCGUUUGGAUGAUAUAUUUGUUGAUAAGUUACCACAUUUGUAUACGUUGAUUGUGUACCCGCAAAAUUUAUAUACGAUUAAAGUCGAUCAUAAGAUUGUGAAUGAGGGUAGUCUUUUGGAAGAUUUUACGCCACCAGUGAAUCCACCUGCUGAGAUUGAUGAUCCAAAUGAUAAAAAGCCCGAAGAUUGGGACGAACGUGAACAAAUCCCUGAUCCAGAUGCAAUGAAACCAGACGAUUGGAAUGAAGAUGCACCAAAAAAAAUUCCCGAUCCAAAUGCGGUAAAACCUCUUGGCUGGUUAGAUGAAGAGAAUCCGUUAAUACCAGACUCAUCUGCUAAAAAACCUGAAGAUUGGGAUACCGAAAUGGAUGGCGAAUGGGAACCACCAUUAAUAACAAAUGCAGCAUGUGAACAAGCACCAGGUUGUGGGGAAUGGAAACCACCACAAAUUGAUAAUCCAGAAUAUAAAGGAAAAUGGCGUGCACCUAUGAUUGAUAAUCCAAAUUAUAAAGGGAAGUGGAAGGCAAAACGUAUACCAAAUCCAGAUUAUUUUGUUGAUGAACAUCCUUAUAAAAUGACUAAAAUUGGAGCUAUUGGAUUUGAACUUUGGUCGAUGUCUAAGGAUAUUUUAUUCGAUAAUAUAAUUAUCACAGACGAUAUUGUUCUAGCAGAAUCAUUUGCAGCAAAAACAUUUGAUUUAAAACGUAAAAAGAUUGAUAAGGAUUCUGAAAGUUUGUGGUCACGUUUGCUUCGCUAUACCCAUGAUAAUCCAUGGAUUUGGGCUGUAUAUGUACUGGCUAUUGGACUUCCAUUGGUACUUAUCAUAUUCUUUUGCUGCAGUCCAAGUUCUCCAAAGGAUAAAGAUGAACAACAUCCUAAAAAAACUGAUGUAAUAACCGAAGAUAUUAUCGAAGAAGUUGAAAAUGAAGAAGAGUUAGGUGAAGGAGAUGCGCCGAAACCAUCAACAAGUAAAUCUAGUUUAGAAGAGUCCACUGCAUCGGAAGGUACUCCUGAACAGAGUGAAGAAGCAUCUGGUGACGCUCCUAGAAGAAGGAAAGUGCGAAAAGACUGAACAUAAUUUAGUAUAAACUGUCAUUUUUAACAGGUUAAAAGCUAGUCUUCUUUUUCAAUAACAGUAUAUUUAUCCAGAAAUUAAAAAAUAAAACAUAUAUGUCCUUUUUUUAUUGAUAGCAACAAAGUUUUUCAUAAAUUCAAUAU